AUGGCUCCCCUCGUUUGGUUCGUUACUGGGGCGAAUACCGGUUUCGGUCUUAUGCUUGCCGACUUGGCUCUAUCCAGAGGCGAUACAGUCAUUGCAACUGCCAGGAGUCUCUCAAAGUUCCCUGAAUAUCUUACGAAGAAGCCGAACGCCGAUCUGGUGGAGACAGAAGUUACCGCAUCGGCCGCCAGCAUUUCCAGACUCGUCGGCGCAGCCGUCGAGAGGCACGGACGGAUCGAUAUUCUCGUCAACAAUGCUGGUUUUGGUCAUUUUGGCUCUGUUGAGGAGGUUUCUGAGGAGGAGUCGCGCUAUCAAUUUGAUGUGAACUUCUUCGGUCUGCUCAAUUUCACAAGAGCAGUGAUUCCGCACAUGCGCAAGCAGGGGUCCGGCGUCAUUGUGCAACUUUCAAGUGGCGUGGGCAUCCUUGGUCCUCAGGGAGCUCCAAUCUACACGGCCUCCAAGUUUGCCGUUGAGGGACUGAGCGAAGCCAUGACCCACGAGCUUAAACCCUUCGGUAUUCGCGUCCACGUGGUUGAGCCAGGCGUCUUCCGCACGGACUUUUUGAAGUCGAUCGCACAUGGCGAGAAUGUAAGCCGCCAUGUGGAAGGGUAUGCAGAUAUGGGAACGCUUCUCUCUACUUUACAUGAGAAGCAGCCAGGAAAUCCGGAGGCUGGCGUCCAGCGCAUUUAUGAGAUUGCCACAGGAACGGGAUUGGCAACAGGACUGGAAGAUCAGCUUCGAUUUCCACUGGGAUCAGACUGUUAUUCUAUGCUCGAAGCGAAGAUUAGGAUGCUUAAAGAGACUGCAGAGAAGGCGAAGUCGAUUGCGCUGAGCACGGAUUAUUAG
This is a messenger RNA of Trichoderma reesei QM6a, 843 nucleotides long. RefSeq lists its product as uncharacterized. The coding region runs from base 1 to 843 and encodes 280 amino acids. The transcript has a single exon. NCBI's taxonomy places the organism in Eukaryota, Fungi, Ascomycota, Sordariomycetes, Hypocreales, Hypocreaceae. The record is from RefSeq and is a predicted model, not a curated record.